GAUUGACACACCCAAAUAAGAAAUCAAUUUCCGGUCCACAAGAAGAAGAAAAGGAAAAACAAGACAGGAAGCGAGAAACUCAAGAGAAAGCAAUCAAACUGGAUUUUUAUGAAAUUCACAACAAAAGAAAAUCAAUCAUCAGUUUGAUUAUAUACUUUUUCAGUUGCUGAAUUUGAGUUCGUUGAUUGAAGGUUUUUCAAUAAAGAUAAAAAGAGAUGCAAUCAGCUAUGUUAUUGAAUCCUCCAUCUACCUGUUCUUCAUACCCUUCUAGAAGCUUCCAAACCCUAGAAUCUUCAUCUUCCUCAUGCUCUCCUUCUUCUUCUACCACCACUCUCUUUCUUCCUCCUCCUCCUCUUCUCAAGAUUUCCGGCUUCUUUGGAACUCGAUUUUCCGUGUUGACGAGGCGUAAUGCGUCAUCGCGUGCCGUCCGUAGUGCUUCACGGCAGCAAGUUGUAAAGGCUGUUGCAACUCCAAAUUCAGCAGUAGAAGAGUUACCACUUACUGCAGAAAACAUUGAGAGUGUGCUGGAUGAAAUUCGACCAUAUCUGAUUGCAGAUGGAGGAAAUGUUGCAUUGCACAAAAUUGAUGGCAAUGUUGUUAAGCUAAAACUACAAGGAGCUUGUGGCUCCUGUCCAAGUUCUGUCACGACGAUGAAAUUGGGAAUUGAGCGUCGUUUGAUGGAAAAGAUCCCAGAAAUUGUUGCUGUUGAAGCAGUACCAGAUGAAGAAACUGGCCUUGAGCUUAACGAAGAAAACAUAGAGAAGGUUCUUGAAGAGAUAAGGCCGUAUCUCGUUGGGGCAGCUGGUGGAAGUUUGGAACUUGUGGCAAUUGAGGAGCCAAUAGUUAAAGUUCGAAUCACAGGUCCUGCAGCUGGUGUAAUGACUGUUCGUGUGGCUGUAACUCAGAAACUGAGGGAAAAGAUCCCAGCAAUUGCGGCAGUUCAACUCUUACAGUAGAAGUGUUUGCACAGCUAUCUUUUAGUGGUGCGUCUGUGUCAUAAGCAGACUAAAUAGGAGCAUGAUUGGCUCAGUUAGCGUGAAGCCUUCAUCAUAUACUAUACUGCCUAUGUACCAAAAAAGGAAAUAGUAAGCUCUACUUUGUACAGUUGCGCUGCAUUUUAAUUUUUCAGUCUGUAUGUUCUAUAUUGUAAUAUUUGGAUAUGGCACCCCGGAGAGGGAAUUGCAAUACCCAGUUUGUGGAUCAAGAUGACCCUGACGAUUUGAGAUGUCAAACACGGAAUGUCUAGGAUUUUGGGAUCCGAACAACAGUUUAGAUAAUCAAAAGAGAGGUGAAUUUA
Messenger RNA from Nicotiana tabacum (common tobacco), 1297 nucleotides. RefSeq names its product nifU-like protein 2, chloroplastic. Gene Ontology annotation, molecular function: iron ion binding; iron-sulfur cluster binding. Lineage: Eukaryota; Viridiplantae; Streptophyta; Magnoliopsida; Solanales; Solanaceae. The record is from RefSeq and is a predicted model, not a curated record. Gene Ontology annotation, biological process: iron-sulfur cluster assembly. Gene Ontology annotation, cellular component: mitochondrion; chloroplast stroma.